AUGGCGCCGUACACGCCGCUUUUAACAGUCCGAGGAUCAGAAGGACUGUACAUGGUGAAUGGACCACCACAUUUUACAGAGAGUUCAGUGCUUCCAAGGGAAUCUGGAAAAAAUUGCAAAGUCUAUACCUUUAGUAAGGAUGGGACCUUGUUUGCCUGGGGCAAUGGAGAGAAAAUAAAUAUUAUCAAUGUCACUAACAAGGGACUACUGCACUCCUUCGACCUCCCUAAGACAGUUUGCCUUGAAUUCUCACCAAAAAACACUGUCCUGGCAACGUGGCAACCUUACACUACUUCUAAAGAUGGCACAGCUGGGGUUCCCAACCUACAACUUUAUGAUGUGAAAACUGGAACAUGUUUGAAGGCUUUCAUCCAGAAAAAGAUGCAAAAUUGGUGUCCAUUCUGGUCAGAAGAUGAAACUAUUUGUGCCCGAAAUGUUAACAAUGAAGUUCAUUUCUUUGAAAAUAACAAUUUCAAUACAAUUGCAAAUAAAUUGCAUUUGCAAAAAAUUAAUGAUUUUGUGUUAUCACCUGGACCCCAACCAUACAAGGUGGCUGUUUACGUUCCAGGAAGUAAGGGUGCACCUUCAUUUGUUCGAUUAUAUCAGUACCCCAACUUUGAUGGGCCUCAUGCAGCUUUAGCCAAUAAAAGUUUCUUUAAGGCAGAUAAGGUUACAAUGCUAUGGAAUAAAAAAGCUACUGCUGUGUUAGUAAUAGCUAGUACAGAUGUUGACAAGACAGGAGCUUCCUACUACGGUGAACAAACGCUGCACUAUAUUGCAACAAAUGGAGAAAGUGCUGUGGUGCAAUUACCAAAAAGUGGCCCCAUCUAUGAUGUGGUUUGGAAUUCUAAUUCUACUGAGUUUUGUGCUGUUUAUGGUUUUAUGCCUGCCAAAGCAACAAUUUUCAACUUGAAAUGUGAUCCUGUGUUUGACUUUGGAACUGGUCCUCGUAAUGCAGCCUACUAUAGUCCUCAUGGGCAUAUAUUAGUACUGGCUGGAUUUGGAAAUCUGAGGGGACAAAUGGAAGUAUGGGAUGUUAAAAACUACAAACUUAUUUCUAAACCAGUGGCCUCUGAUUCUACAUAUUUUGCUUGGUGCCCAGAUGGUGAGCAUAUUUUAACAGCUACAUGUGCUCCCAGGUUACGUGUUAAUAAUGGGUACAAGAUUUGGCAUUACACUGGCUCAGUCUUGCACAAAUAUGAUGUGCCAUCAAAUGUGGAAUUAUGGCAGGUUUCUUGGCAGCCAUUUUUAGAUGGAAUAUUUCCAGCAAAAACAAUAACUUACCAAGCUGUUCCAAGUGAGUUACCCAGGGAAGAACCUAAAACUGCAACAGCUUACAGACCCCCAGCUUUAAGAAAUAAACCAACUACCAACUCGAAACUGCAUGAGGAGGAACCACCUCAAAAUAUGAAACCACAACCAGGAAAUGAUAAGCCAUUAUCAAAAAACGCCCUUAAAAAUCAAAGGAAACAUGAAGCUAAGAAAGCUGCAAAGCAGGAAGCAAGAAGUGACAAGAGUCUGGAUUUGUCACCUACACCUACCUCACAGAGCUCAGCUCAAAAUACUAUCUCUCAGCCAACUACUGGAGACCCUGAGGUAGACAAAAAAAUCAAGAACCUAAAGAAGAAACUGAAAGCAAUCGAACAACUGAAAGAACAAGCAGCAACUGGAAAACAGCUAGAAAAAAAUCAGUUGGAGAAAAUUCAAAAAGAGAAAGCCCUUCUCCGGGAGCUGGAAGAUUUGGAAUUGGGUAUUUAA
Molecule: messenger RNA, 1758 nt
Organism: Pipistrellus nathusii (Nathusius's pipistrelle)
Lineage: Eukaryota; Metazoa; Chordata; Mammalia; Chiroptera; Vespertilionidae
Source: the annotation of a GenBank genome assembly